Messenger RNA from Drosophila navojoa, 1744 nucleotides. RefSeq names its product astrocytic leucine-rich repeat molecule (gene alrm). NCBI's taxonomy places the organism in Eukaryota, Metazoa, Arthropoda, Insecta, Diptera, Drosophilidae. The record is from RefSeq and is a predicted model, not a curated record. Gene Ontology annotation, molecular function: protein binding.
GCCAGUUGCGCCGUGGCGUGCGCGUCGCUUGGACGCAUGCCAGCUAGUCGAAACGCGACUCUCUGUGAUUCAAGUCGAUCGGAGGGAGUCCUACGUGGCACGGGAUGUGGCUGCCACAGCUGCCGCUGCUGCUGCUGCUGCUGCCGUUGCUUUUGGAGCGGCCAGCGUACGCUGAGGCCAGCGGCGGUGCUGGCGGGCAGCUGCGUCGCAUCCGGCUGCAGGAUCACUGCACGGCCGGCAUUUGCACGGGCAUCGAUAUUGGACGCAACGAUUAUGUGAUCAUCUCGCCGACGGCCAUCACCAUGCAAUCGAUGCUUACCUUCAUCAAUUCGAGCAUUGCCAAAAUACCGCAUCUGAUGUUCGACACGUUUCCCGAUCUGCAGAUGCUGCGCAUGGAGAACUGCUCGCUGGAUACGUUCGAGAAGCCGCAGUUCGAGGGCGCCAGCAACCUGAUGAGCCUCUUCUUGGGCCACAAUCGGCUGAAGGAGAUACCCAAGAAUAUAUUUAUGGGCGCUGACAAUUUGGCGACGCUGCACUUAAAUCAUAAUCUGAUCCGAGCGCUGCACAAUCACAGCUUUCAUCCGCUCAAGGAGCUGAAGGAGCUAUCGCUGGCCUUCAAUCAGCUGGAGCAGCUGCCUCUGGGUGUGUUUGGGCUGUUGCGUAAAUUGUUGGACUUGAAUUUGGCGGGCAAUCGGCUGUCAGUGCUGCCACGCGGUAUUUUCGAUAAGAAUUUGAAUUUGACGCGUCUCAGCUUAGCCUCGAAUCGCUUCACGGUCUUCGAGUCGGAGCUGUUGAAGCUGCAGCCGCGUCUCUCCCUGCUGGACAUCUCGGGCAACAUAUUGAAUGAGCUCACCUUGAACUUCUCGCUGCUGGAGCAGGUGCUGGCCCACAGCUGCGACUUGCGGCGCCUCACCGUGUACGGCAUCAUCCGGGACCUGGACUUGCAUAACAAUUCCCUGCGCGAGCUGCCCCACAUUCCCUUGGCCAGCAAUGUGACCGGGCUGGACUUGUCGCUCAAUCCCCUGGGCAACUUGCCGGGCAAUCCCUUGCGUCGCUAUACAGCACUGCUGCGUCUCAAUUUGUCGGCCACCAACAUGCACGAGCUGGCCGAGGAUCUGUUCAAGAAGCAGAGCCAGCUGCAAGUGCUGGACAUCUCGGCCAACAGCCUCUACUCGCUGAAGAUCACGAUCUUCGACAGCCUGAAGGCUCUGCAGUAUUUCUACUUUCAGCAGAACAACUGGAACUGCGACUUUCUGCAGCUGCUGAUGAGCUCGUUUGUUAAGAAGCGGGAUAUUUCCUUUAUGGAGGAUAUUACGGCACCCGAGUUGGUCGACGAUUAUGUCGAUGGCAUCGCCUGUUGGUAUGAGAGCGACAAAACCUCCAAACGGUGCGACGGCAGCAACUCGGAAGCCGCAUUGGAGCUAUCCAUAGUACGGAAUGAGAUCAAGGCCUUCACCGAGCUGGUGGAGAAGAAGUUUGUGCGAGUCUAUCGCAUGUUGGAGGAAAUGAAAGCCAGGCUCUAAGGCAUGGAAUAAUGGAGUCUAUUAUAUACUAUCUACAAAUUAAUCAAGAAGACGCGCUUUUAUUCAUGGGCGUGCGCAUACAUAUAUAUUUAAUCAAUAUGCAUAUCCUAUCUAUCUAAUCGCAUUUUAAGAAAUUAUCAUAAUUGACACAAGCAAGCCACUGAGAAACAUUUGAAUAUGUUGAGAACUAACAAUAAAGCGCAGUACUCUUUGAGAGACAA